AUGGCAGACGACGACCCCAAGCUCUUCGACCAGUGUCGCAUCUGUAUUGUGUGCUCAAAUGCCCUCCCCCUGGAAACCGCUGAGCAGCUUGCGGCGGUGAUCGGAGAAUACGGCGGCGAACCGUCAAUACACGAGUCCAGCCCUGAAAAAGAGGACACUCUUGAAUGUACUCAUAUUGUUGCGAACAACACCGACUUCCACACUUACGAUCUCGCUCGCAAGACUCUUAUCCCCGUGGUGAAGCCCUCUUGGGUGCAUACCUCCCUCGCGAAACGGAAAGUGGCCAACCCACGUCAACACAGCCCUGAUCCGCGCCUCUUCCUCAGUGAUGUGGUUGUGACCUGUGGUGAUAUCCCAGAAGGUGACAAGGAUGCGAUUAUCGGCGGGGUGGUGGCCAAGGGUGGAUUGUACAGCCCUCGAAUGACCGGAAUGGUCACCCAUCUGGUGGACUUAACGGUAGAAUCGGACAAGGCGCGACUUGUACAGGCCAAAAAGUUGCGUGUGAAGAUUGUCCUGCCACACUGGUUCGAUGAUUGUCUGAAACUCGGUCAACGCAUUGAUGAACGCCCGUACACACUUCCAGACCCUGAAAUCUUGCGCCCAGGUCUCGAUGCUCCCAUUCGUUCAAAUGAGAACAAGGGUUUGGCGGGUGCAUCCGCCCCUGAACCAUCCAUAAUGCCUGCGCCGGCCAAUAUUUCAUUUAUUGGAGACCAACUGAGUGUCUUUGCAGGCAAAUGUAUCAUGCUCUCGCCAGAUCUUGGAAUUGGCUCACAUAUGCUGGAAUCAAUCGAGGCUGUCCUCGGUCAAGGCGGCGCUUCUGUCACAUCCAAGGUUGAGGAUGCGGACUGGUUGGUUUGCCGAUUCCGAGAGGGCUUUGUGUACAGGACAGCAUCCCGCUUGGACAAGAUUGUUGGAAACCUCGCCUGGCUGUAUCAUCUCAUGACAUUCAAUACUUGGACUCGUCCCCUGAGUAGACUCCUGCAUUAUCCCGUGUCUCGCACGGCAAUCCCUGGAUUUGAAGGGUUGAAGAUCAGUCUAUCAAACUAUGUUGGCGAGGCACGGAUUUACCUCGAGAAUUUGAUUGCAGCAGCGGGCGCUGAAUGCACAAAGACCCUGAAGCAAGAGAACACGCAUCUGAUCACCGCACAUGGUAACAGUGAAAAAUGCAGCGCGGCACGAGAAUGGGGACUACAGGUAGUCAAUCACUUGUGGUUGGAAGACAGCUACGCCGCAUGGAAGCUGCAACCAGUGUCUAACCCUCGCUACAACCACUUCCCGCCUCGGACAAACCUUGGCGACGUUGCUGGACAGAAAAUGCUCGAUCGAGACGUUCUUGAGCAGAACUUCUUCUCUACUGAACCCAUGGAAGAGCUUGCGAGUCCUCCCCGUGCCAUGCGGGCCAAAGAUCAGAACGCGGCAUCAAUGCUACCCCCCGCGGAGAAGCCUCGAAACGAAACCGAGAAGGUCUCCGAGACUGCCCAAGGAACUCCUCAAGUGAAGACCAAAGCCACUCGCCGGGCAGCAGACAACAAGCCGGCACAGACACCUACGCGAUCUCGCCUGAUUCCUGAUGACAAGGAGAAUGAGACACCUUCUUCGACCAGCAGCCGCAAGUCUAAAGACGCAGCAGCCGCCCGGCUCCAUGAGAUCGCUCCCGAUAUUGCCCUGUAUGAGAAGGAGAUGAAGCGCGUUGGCGGUGUUAUCUACGGUGGCCGACGAAAGUCUGACGAGGAUCGUGUAUCCAAUAAUUCGAAGAAGCGCCGCUCUGCCGAGCCACAGGAUGAAAGCGACGGCGAACAGGCGAUGGAUGCCAAGCGACAGAAGAAGUCCCGUCUGCCGAUCUCCAUGCACUUGCUGAUUACUGGUUAUCAAAAGUGGGUUGGCAAGGGCAAUGAGAAGAAAGAGGAUGCGGAUAAGCGCCAUCUCCGAGAUCUUGGAAUUAUGGUAGUUCAAGAUGCCCGCCGAUGCACUCACCUGGCAGCGCCCUCUAUCCUGCGCACCGCCAAAUUCGUCAAUGCAUUGGCCUAUGCGCCGGUGAUCAUGAGCACUGACUUUGUCGAUAACUGUCUCAAGCAUGAUGAGUUGCUUGACCCAAAGGACUUCCCCCUUGUGGACAGGACGGCCGAGUCAAAGUUCCAUAUUUCUCUUGCCAAGUCCCUGGGAAAUGCGAAGAGGAACAAGAACAAGCUCCUGCACGGGUUCCGCGUCUUUUGCGUGGAAGAUAUCCGCGGAGGAUUCGACGCCUUCAAAUCGAUCGUGGAGGCAAAUGGUGGAGAGUGUCUGCUUUUCCGUGGUCGCCUCGCACUGAACAACACUUCUCGACGCGAGGAGAGCGACGAUGAAGACGAGGAGAUGCAAGAUGAUGAACCUGGCCGCAACGAGGCUUUCCUUCUCAGUGGUGCCGAGCGCAAACACGCUCGACUCUGGCCUCGGUUCCGUCAAUUGGCCGGCGACGUCAAGCGAACCCCUCGCAUCGUGCGAGUGGACUGGCUACUCGACAUGGCCAUGUCGCAGGAUCUGCGAGCCACGGACGAGUACGAACUGGAUGAGAGCUUGAUCGAGGAUGUAGACGAGUAG
Penicillium daleae is the source of this 2577-nucleotide messenger RNA. RefSeq lists its product as uncharacterized. The coding region runs from base 1 to 2577 and encodes 858 amino acids. Gene Ontology annotation, cellular component: Cul8-RING ubiquitin ligase complex; nucleus. The record is from RefSeq and is a predicted model, not a curated record. Gene Ontology annotation, biological process: DNA double-strand break attachment to nuclear envelope; double-strand break repair. The transcript is spliced from 4 exons. NCBI's taxonomy places the organism in Eukaryota, Fungi, Ascomycota, Eurotiomycetes, Eurotiales, Aspergillaceae.